Molecule: messenger RNA, 1279 nt
Organism: Homalodisca vitripennis (glassy-winged sharpshooter)
Lineage: Eukaryota; Metazoa; Arthropoda; Insecta; Hemiptera; Cicadellidae
Product: venom protease-like
Exons: 7
Coding region: 77-1261 (394 amino acids)
Biological process (GO): proteolysis
Molecular function (GO): serine-type endopeptidase activity
Source: RefSeq, a predicted model, not a curated record
CUACAGACUUUAUCGCCCGUUACAACAGAAACCUGUUUAUACCCAGAGAGCAACCACUUCCCCCCUGACAAACAACAUGACUUCGCUAGUAGUUCUCUGUGUCUGUUUCGUUGGCUAUGGUACAUUAGCCCAGAAUUUGGAUUUAUAUGGAGGUGACGUCUGCAAAGACGUACAAGGCACAGAAUGGACGUGCAAGCCCGUCAGUCAGUGCAGUAAGGCGAUCCAGUUGCUGAAGUCUGGUGUACGUCCACAGAUCUGUAGCUUCCAAUUGAAUGAACCCGUCGUAUGUUGUGAGCCAGAUCAUGAAGCUGAGCUGCAGCCACCCACAACAACCGUCGACCCUUUGUCAUCUCGUCGAACGACCUCGCACACGAGGCAACCACAAGUACCUGGCUUAAGAGCACAGCAACGGUGUCGAGAGUAUGCAGACAGCGUGUUUAUAAAAUUGGCUGACUUCGGUUUGGAUACCAAGGAAGAGAGGAUAGACACCUGCAACCAAGUGGAGUCUCUGAUAGUAGGAGGUCAGGACGCCAGACCUAGAGAAUAUCCACACAUGGCUCAAAUUGGUUACGGAGAGGAAAAUAAGAUUGCUUGGAGGUGUGGGGGCAGUCUGAUCAGUAGGAACUAUGUUGUUAGUGCUGCCCAUUGUACUACAGUAUACAGGCAGUCUGCGAGCUGGGUCCGUCUGGGUGAGUACAACAUCAAGGUCACGACAGACGAGAGUACAGGUGACGCCAGACCUGUGGUACACAAGAUUCUGAGGCGGAUCAACCAUCCGGACUACAGACCUCCUCUAGCAGAGAACGACAUCGCCCUCUACCAGCUGGAGACCGACGUGGAGUUUAAUGAGUACAUUCGCCCUGUUUGUCUACAGAUAGAUACAUCUAUUAAUCGCCCGUACGCCAUCGCUACAGGCUGGGGAAACACAGAAUAUGGAGGGAGAGCCAGUGAUGUUCUGCAGAAAGUGAACCUGACUUUGAUAUCGGAAAAGGAGUGCAGUGAAUUCUACAAGCCCAACAGAGACACUCUACCCAGUGGGGUGCGGCCUGAAUCCAUGCUCUGUGCUGGGGAUACAUUCUCCCUCCGUGAUUCCUGCCAGGGGGACUCCGGAGGUCCACUGCAAGUGCCGCACCCACAACUCUACUGCACAUAUUCUCUGGUCGGUGUCACAUCCUUCGGUCUGGCAUGUGGCGUCAAGCCUGGGGUCUACACGAGGGUCUCCCACUUUGUACCCUGGAUCGAGAACAUUGUCUGGCAAUAAAACAUAAUACACCUCAGA